AUGACGAACACAAUUGCAGAAUCUCCCGCUUACGGCCAGAACUAUCUCCGGUUCGAGAACUACACAAUAGGAUGGAUAUGUGCGCUCCCUGUGGAGGCAGAAUGUGCUUUGUACAUGUUGGAUGUUCGGCAUCGAGGCAUAUUUCCUUUUGUCCAUGGCGACGAUAAUCAGUACGAGGCGGGCAAGAUCGCUGGCCACAAUGUGGUUAUCGCCUCACUACCAAAGAAGUCAAUUGGAAGUGUCUCUGUAGCCACGCUUGCUUCCCAAAUGCGCCAGAGCUUUCGAAACCUACGGUACGGAUUGAUGGUGGGCAUCGGAGCUGGAGUGCCCGGGCGGGCUUUGCAACCCGAUAUUCGUCUAGGUGAUGUUAUUGUGGCCUCGUCCUCCGACCAGUCUAUCGGCCCAGUGGGCGUCAUAGGCUACGAGCUGGGGGCAGAGACUGUCGAUGGUUUCAUCCGGAAAGGUUGGCAGCCCGAGACACAUCGACGCUUGCGAAAUGCCAUUGAAUCACUUGAGAGAGACGCGCAAAUCGACGACGUUUACGACUUUAUACAACACCUCGAUAGUCUCCGGGAAAGAAGAAACGGUCACAAGUUCCUAUAUCCAGGAAUGGACAAGGACAAAUUGUAUGUGGGAGACUAUACGGACGACUUGGUAGAGCGCCCACCGCGGCAGUCUCCGGAACCGGUUGUUCAUUAUGGCCUUGUUGCGUCGGGUGAUAAGAUUAUAAAGAAUGCGGCACUCAGGGACAGACUAAGGGAUCAAUAUGGUAUAAUUUGUUUUGAGAUGGAAGCGGCCGGCCUCAUGACCAUUAUGCCUGUUGCCGUCAUCCGAGGAGUCUCCGACUAUGCAGACUCUCACAAGAAUGAUGGGUGGCAUUAUUAUGCUGCAGCAACUGCUGCUGCCUAUGCUAAGAGUCUCUUGCUCAAAAUUGGUCCAGAACAACCUCCAUCUAUCAGCGACAACGCCCUCAACUAUGAUUCAAAUCUAGUGUUGACAAAUGAGAAAGAAGGCGCGUGCGACUGGAUAUUUGAAAACUCGGUAUUCAUACAGUGGCGAGAGCAGGACGACUUCAAAAGACAUAAUGGCGUGCUUUGGAUCAAAGGAAAUCCCGGCGCUGACGAGGCGGUUUAUAAACGAUUUAUUACAAUCUUCAGAGAGAAACAAAAAAUAUACCGAAGAAUCGAGUGGCACGAGUCAGAGCUUCAAGAUUUUCUCUUACUCGAAAUGAGGCAGUAUCGAUCUCGCCGUCUGCUCUUUAUUAUCGACGCUUUGGAUGAAUGCACCGAUUCAGACAGGUUGAAGGUUGUGGAAUUCGUCGAAUCAAUAAGCAUCAACUCUGGCACAAAUCUUUGGAUCUGUCUAUCCUCCCGACAUUAUCCCAACGUCACUAUAAAGAAGAGGCUUGAAAUCGUCGUGGAGAGGUCAGAUGAGCACCGCCGAGGCAUUGCAAAAUACAUCAAGAACAAGCUGAAACAAAAAUCCUCAGAGAUUCAGAAUCGUAUCCUUAAGAAGGCCGCUGGAAUUUUCAUGUGGGUUAUCCUUGUUGUCGCCAAGCUCAACGAGGCUUAUGAUCGUGGCCAAGUUGAAGUUGCAGAUAUGAGGGAAACUCUUGAUCAGAUACCGGGCGAUCUGGAAGACCUAUUCCAGACUCUUCUAAACAAAGACGAUGGAAACAAGGCUGAGAUGAUGCUCAUGUUGCAGUGGGUUUUAUACAGCAUGCGACCAUUAAAGCCAGAAGAGUUAUAUUUUGCCGUAAGAUAUGGAAUGGCAGCUCAAAACGGCAAAACCAGCAAAAGAUCCACAGCAACAAUCGACGAUAUGCGGCGGCGAAUCACUUCGUCCUCGAGAGGCCUUAUCGAGAUACGUGAAGGGGCGGACGUCGUGCAGUUCAUUCACCAAUCUGUCGAAGACUUUCUCGUUCGAUAUAACAGGAUGCGAAAAAUAGAUCCCUCAUUGGGACAAAACGUCACUUUUAGAAGCCACGAUCGUCUAAAAGUCUGUUGCUUGGAAUGUAUUACUACAGAGGGAGCGGACGAUAAAACAAAAGGUGGUCCCUUCCUUCAGUAUGCAUCGAGGUACUUGCUUGAUCAUGCUGAAAGAGCACAGGCAGAAUGCGAUGUGAAAUGGUUACACAGGCCGCAUCUUUGGUUCAAACAGUGGAAAAGAAUUCUCAGCAGCUCUGAAGAGUACCCGUUUCUAAAAUACGACACAGGAGCCGGGUUGUUAAACAUUUUACUUUUACGUGGCUAUCAUAACCUUUUCAGGAUUGCAUUACUUGGAAAAGGAGCCGAUAUCAAUGCACAAGGCGGACUUUUUGGCAACGCAUUACAGGUGGCAAUAGUCAAAAGAGAGGAUACAAUUGCGAUAGAACUGCUGGAGAAGGGAGCUGAUAUCAACCUACGGGGUGGAUUCUUCGGCAAUGCACUACAAGCGGCUAUAUCCAAAGGCAGCGAAGAGGCCAUAACAAUAUUGAUCGAGAAAGGUGCUGAUGUUAAUGCUCAGGGUGGAAUAUUCGGGAACGCCUUGCAGGCAGCUGCGGUCAGGGAGGAUAUUGAGAUUGUGAGGUUGUUGCUCAAGAAGAGAGCCGAUAUCAAUGCCCAGGGUGGCAUCUUCGGGAACGCCUUACAAGCAGCCGUAGCCAAGGGAAAUGACGAAAUAGUGGCCUUACUUCUCGAGAAAGGAGCCGACAUCGAUGCUCAAGGUGGCAUCUUCGGCAACGCAUUGCAAGCAGCUUUAGCGGCGAGACGGGAGAGUCUAGCCCUGACGCUUUUCAAAAAUGGAGCUGAGUUCAAGGCCUCAGGCGGUAUCUUCGAUGUGGUGCUGCUUAUAGCUGCCGCUUAUACCCAAGGAGAUAUUGUGAAGUCUCUUCUCGAGAAAGGAAGCAUCAAACCAACGCUCUCGUCAGAUAUGACGGAUAUCGACCUUGAAUGUGGACCAGCUCUCCUGUGGGCAGUUAGGAAUGGACAUGAAAAUUUAGUAAAAUGGUUACUAAGAAGGGGAGCAGAUGUCAACGCAAAUGGAAAGACAGCACUGCUCUGUGCUGCCAGCCAAGGGCAUGAAUCGAUGGUGAGAUUGCUCCUCGAAAAUGGAGCAGAUGUUAUGGCGAGUGAUAACGCUAGACGAACAGCGCUAUGCCUGGCGGCCAGCAACGGACACGAAGCGGUAGUGAGAUUGCUAUUGGAAAACGGAGCUGACAUUACGGCAAAAGAUAAUGCUGGACGAACUGCAUUGUGUCUGGCGGCAGCCCAAGGGCAGACUAAAGUGGUACAGCUGCUGUUAGAGAUCGGGAACCUCAUCAUGAACGGCGGUUCGCUCUUUGCAAAGGUAGUUGGCGGUGACGCCAAGUGUACAAUUGAGACUCUGCAGAUGAAUGGCGGUAUGCUGCAUAUGGAAAGCUCUGGUGGAGGUGCCAAGUCUAAGCUUGAGAAGCUUGAGAUGCGUGGUGGUUCACUCUACUUAAACGCAGAUGGCGGAGGUGCUGGCGUGAAGAUUGGGAUUCUAAAGUUAUCCGGUGGUGAGUUCAGCUUAAAUGCAGAUGGCGGUGGCGCUGAAGUGAAAAUUGAGAGGCUUGAGACAAGCGAUGGCUCAUCAACACCGGCUGAAAUGGAGAUGGUUCAAAUGUCUAAUGGAAAAGGCCAAGAAGUCCUCCGGGGACUAUACGGGGAGCUUCUAAAUGGGCGGAAGAUGAUACAUGAAAAAGCCAGCACUGGGGCCGCGAGCAAAGUGCCGGAGGGUACACGUCUGAGCAUAGGGGGAGGACCGACACCACUUCAUAUGGCGGCCGAGAAUGGUCACGCUGAAACCCGACGAAUGGACGAGGAGAUUCCGAAGAGGGCCUUUCUUGCCGUCACGCGAAGGACGGUCUCCGUCCAGUUCAUCAACGUCCAGUUCAUCCGUGACGAGAAGAUCACCACGACGACGGCGUUUCCUGCCGUCACGAGAAGAACGUUCAGUGUCCAGUUCAUCAAAGUCCAGUUCAUUCAUGACAAGAAGAUCACCCCCACGACGGCGUCUCUUACCGCCACGUGA
This is a messenger RNA of Trichoderma breve, 4032 nucleotides long. Its product is annotated as ankyrin repeats (3 copies) domain-containing protein. The coding region runs from base 1 to 4032 and encodes 1343 amino acids. NCBI's taxonomy places the organism in Eukaryota, Fungi, Ascomycota, Sordariomycetes, Hypocreales, Hypocreaceae. Gene Ontology annotation, molecular function: protein binding; catalytic activity. The record is from RefSeq and is a predicted model, not a curated record. The transcript is spliced from 7 exons. Gene Ontology annotation, biological process: nucleoside metabolic process. Gene Ontology annotation, cellular component: cytoplasm; nucleus.